Messenger RNA from Papaver somniferum (opium poppy), 423 nucleotides. RefSeq lists its product as uncharacterized. The transcript has a single exon. The record is from RefSeq and is a predicted model, not a curated record. NCBI's taxonomy places the organism in Eukaryota, Viridiplantae, Streptophyta, Magnoliopsida, Ranunculales, Papaveraceae. The coding region runs from base 1 to 423 and encodes 140 amino acids.
AUGGCUAACUACCAAAUGAGUACUUUUAAAAUACCAAAAACCACAAUAGAAGAAAUGAAUAAAAUUCAGAGGAAUUUCUUUUGGGGAAAGGAAGAGGGAAAGAGCAAAGGUAUAUAUCCAAAAGCUUGGAUUGUUGUAUGUAAAUCCAAGGAGGAGGGAGGUUUGGGGUUAAUGAAUCUAGAAAAAUUUAAUGAUGCUAUCAUCACCAACAUGGGAUGGAGAAUGUUGCAACAACCUGAUUCACUAGGAACUCAAAUAAUGCAAGCAAAAUAUUUCUCUGAGGAUGAUAUUAUGCAUAUAUCUACAAACCCUAAACCCACUGAUUCAUGGGUUUGGAAAGGUAUUCUCUCUGGAAUCGAAAAUAUCCAAAGAAUUGGAAGAUGGGAAAUUGGAAAAGGAAAGAAUGAUCCAAAUUUGGUUUGA